AUGGUCUUGGGUGCCUACCUUGAGACGGUGUUAGGGCCUCUGCCGGUGGAUUUCCAUCAGCUCCAGACAUCGGCCUUCCUCCUGGCUCCUCCAACCUUCACGCCUCUCAAUGCACAGGCGUGUCUCUUCAAGGCGUACGAUGCCCUAUGGGGACUCUACCUCCCCGUCACUGUGAGCAUCUAUCCCUACUCUAUCGUACGGUCACACCUCGAGCAGGUCCAUGGACGUGUCAGCGACAUAUGGCGGAGCUUCGUCCUACAGAGGCUCUUAUGGGACCUAGGGGCCUCGGUGGCAGUAGCUGGUCGCACCUGGGUCAGACAGCUUAGGAAUUCACACGACUAUCUCGCUGACUUCAUCGCUGAAGACGAUGUGAUGAUGGUCAUCCUCAUCGUUGCUAUGCAACUGUGGAUAGGUGUACAAGAAGGCCGAGGCCAUGAUGAGGUUUCUGGUCGGAUGGACCCCAACUAG
Molecule: messenger RNA, 468 nt
Organism: Perkinsus marinus ATCC 50983
Lineage: Eukaryota; Perkinsozoa; Perkinsida; Perkinsidae
Exons: 2
Coding region: 1-468 (155 amino acids)
Source: RefSeq, a predicted model, not a curated record